AUGCCCGCCCAAUUACUACCAGCCUCCGCCGCCGCCUUCGCCCCCCGAUCAGCCUCCGUCAAUGUCGUCCUCGGCUCCAAGGUCGAGUCGUGGCUGACCCUGACGCUCAAGCGCAUCAACCGUGUUAAGCGCCCGCUCAACUCGGUGGCCCAGCACCAGAGAUGCCUCGCCGAGACCCUCGCCAACAAGAAUGCCAUCUGGACGCUCGCUUCCGUCAUGCUGCCCAAGCUCCCCGAGUCCGACAUGCCCACCGACUACGCCGAGAACAUGUUCAGCCACCAGCUCAUCCACAUUGAGGCCUACAUUGUCCACGUCGACAUGGUCCACCGCAACGAGGUCGCCUACAAGCUCACCAUCGACACCAUCGACGCCCUUGUUGAGUACCACAAGGAGAUUCACUGCGUCGACGCCAAGGCGAACUCGACCGACUGGUCUGGAAAGGAACAGCAAUGCAAGAAGCUGCACGACGACUUUGUGCAAGCCAUCAACAAGUUCGUUUUCCGCACCCACGUCACAGCCCUCGAGGGUCUCGAAGAGGAUGGCGCCGGCGAGCUUCUUUGCGGCAAGAGCGACGAGGUCAGGAACAAUCUCAUGAACCUCAUGAAGCCUCUUGUUCCUCCUCCUCCUCGCGUCGUCGAGAACUUCCGCCCGCCGCCUCCCCUGCUGCCCAGCUCUCCCAUGAACCACUUCUGGGCCCCGGCCGUCUCCAUGCCUCCCGUCGACGCCUGGAACGUUCUCCCUUCGAGCCCCAGUGUCGCCUCGUCCGCUGAAGCCACCACCCCGAUCUGGCAGAACAUGCACAUGCAUCAACAAGUCCAUGUGCCUUCUCCUCCCAUGGACUUUAGCCAGCCUCAGGUCACAAAUGCCUUCUUCUUCAGCGGCCCUCAGAUGACUGCGCCCAUGUCUACUGUGCCCCUCCCCAGCAUGUACGCGCCUAACCAGUGCGGAAUGAACGUCUUCAUGGGAAACGCUUUCGACUGGCAACGCUUCCAGGACUUUAGCACCCCCAUUAUGUGA
Messenger RNA from Akanthomyces muscarius, 1017 nucleotides. RefSeq lists its product as uncharacterized. NCBI's taxonomy places the organism in Eukaryota, Fungi, Ascomycota, Sordariomycetes, Hypocreales, Cordycipitaceae. The record is from RefSeq and is a predicted model, not a curated record. Bases 1 to 1017 code for a protein of 338 amino acids. The transcript has a single exon.